UUGAUUCAGCAAGCAAUGAGUAUGGGAGUUGAAGAAAAUCCUGGAUAAGGGAAACCAAUAUCGGGGUUGGAGUCAACCAUCUAUUCUACAUUGUAUUGAUUUUUUGUUACCAGUCAGCACAGGUUCCAUUUGCGAAGUUGUUCUCCACAUAAUAGAUAGUUGGCUGUUUAACUAAUGUUGACAUUUAGAGUUCGGGAAAACCGUUUGACAUCUGUUUUCACGUUGUUCAGGACUGCGCUUCCGCCAUAUUGAAGCAGUUCACUAGCGGCAAGUUGUGACUGACUGGCUAGGACCGAACUGACAAGAGAUCCGCUAGUCUCUAGAUAGACUUGGUGGGGCUGUUAGCUCGCUGGUGACGCAGGAAAAACACCCAAGAGCUGACAAAAAAAAACAACAACCAAGGAACCAGAUUAUUCUAACUGACAGAGCUUCAAAUGAAAUAGCAAGAUACAGGGCACAUUUAUGUAAUAAACAACGACACACUCGUCAAGGCUGGAGUAGCUCGUUAAUAGAGGAGAAGUCCUAUCAAAUUCCUGGUUAUGCAAUGGUCUCAGCGGCCCGUCCAGAUCUCCAGGUGGUUCUGUCCCUCUCUCUUGUGCCGCGGCCGCUGCUCUCCUCCCUCUGCUCUUCCUCUGAGGUUGCCGAGGCUCCUCCUGUGAUUUCCCUCGUGGUCAGUGCUGCCUAAGAGGCCAAGAUUGCCAAGAUCUGCCCAGUGGCGAGCAUGACGGCCACCACGCGUGGCUCUCCGGUGGGGGGCAACGACAGCCAGUCGGGCCAGGUUCAGGCACCCGAUGCCCAGAGUCAGAGUCAGCCCCCGCUGCCACAGAACCAGACGUUGUCCCCUAACUCGUCCAAUGAGAACUCUCCAGUGAGCCCCCCGGAUGAGCAGGGUCAGGGGGAUGGACCCCCACAGCUGGAGGAGGAGGUGGAGGAGCCAGCCUUCCCUCACACAGACCUGACAAAGCUGGAUGACAUGAUCAACAGACCCCGCUGGGUGGUUCCAGUUCUGCCAAAGGGAGAGUUGGAGGUUCUUCUAGAAGCUGCUAUAGAGCUUAGUAAAAAGGAACUUGAUGUGAAGUGUGAGGCAUGCCAGAGGUUUUUCAGGGACGGCCUGACCAUCUCUUUCACCAAGAUUCUCACAGACGAGGCCGUCAGCGGGUGGAAGUUCGAGAUACAUAGGUGUAUCAUCAACAACACCCACCGGCUGGUGGAGCUGUGUGUGGCCAAGCUCUCUCAGGACUGGUUCCCCUUGCUGGAGCUGCUGGCCAUGGCCUUCAACCCCCACUGCAAGUUUCACAUCUACAAUGGCACGAGGCCCUCUGAGACGGUGCCCGCCGGGGCGCAGCUGGCAGACGACGAGCUCUUUGCCCGCCCCCCUGACCCUCGCUCUCCAAAGGUAGGGUCUGAAUUCAAGGGCUGGUUGGUGGAUUUAAUUAACAAAUUCGGCACGUUAAACGGGUUUCAAACGCUGCACGAUCGCUUCAUAAGUGGCCAAGCACUGAACGUCCAGAUCAUCGCUGCCCUUAUCAAGCCUUUCGGGCAGUGUUACGAGUUUCUCACGUUGCACACGGUGAAGAAGUACUUCCUGCCCGUCAUCGAGAUGGUUCCUCAGUUCCUGGAGAAUCUGACAGACGAGGAGCUGAAGAAGGAAGCCAAGAACGAAGCCAAAAAUGAUGCCCUGUCCAUGAUCAUCAAGUCCCUGAAGAACCUGGCCUCCAAGGUGCCUGGGCAGGAGGAGACCGUCAAGAACUUAGAGAUUUUUAGGUUAAAAAUGAUUCUUAGGUUAUUGCAAAUUUCCUCUUUUAAUGGCAAAAUGAAUGCACUAAACGAAGUAAACAAAGUAAUCUCCAGUGUGUCCUAUUACACACAUCGGCAUGGCAACCCCGAGGAGGAGGAGUGGCUAACUGCAGAACGCAUGGCGGAGUGGAUCCAGCAGAACCACAUCCUGUCCAUUGUGCUGAGGGACAGCCUCCACCAGCCUCAGUACGUAGAGAAACUAGAGAAGAUACUGCGCUUCGUCAUCAAGGAGAAAGCUCUUACCAUGCAGGACCUGGACAACAUCUGGGCUGCACAGGCUGGUAAACACGAGGCCAUUGUGAAGAACGUACACGACCUUCUGGCCAAGCUGGCCUGGGACUUCUCUCCUGAGCAGCUCGACCACCUCUUUGACUGCUUCAAGGCGAGUUGGACGAACGCCAGUAAGAAGCAACGUGAGAAGCUGUUGGAACUGAUCCGUCGCCUGGCGGAGGACGACAAGGAUGGCGUGAUGGCCCACAAGGUGCUGAACCUGUUGUGGAACCUGGCUCACAGCGAUGACGUGCCUGUAGACAUCAUGGACCAGGCACUCAGUGCUCACAUCAAGAUACUGGACUACAGUUGCUCUCAGGAUAGAGACACGCAGAAGAUCCAGUGGAUCGAUCGCUUCAUAGAAGAGUUGCGCACCAAUGACAAAUGGGUGAUUCCUGCACUAAAGCAGAUCCGAGAGAUCUGUAGCCUGUUCGGAGAGGCUCCUCAGAAUCUCAGAAAGAAAAUGCCUAUUAACAUACAAACGAACUUAGUGGGUCAGACCCAGAGGAGUCCUCAUGUGUUCUAUCGUCAUGACCUGAUUAACCAGCUGCAACACAACCAUGCCCUGGUCACGCUGGUGGCUGAGAACCUCUCUGCCUACAUGGAGACCAUGAGGCAGUUCUCUAAAGCCGAGCAGGCGGAGUUUGACCCCCAGACGGUGAGGGUAGGGAGCCGCUACAGCCACGUACAGGAAGUCCAGGAGAGACUCAACUUCCUGAGGUUCCUGCUGAAGGAUGGCCAGUUGUGGCUCUGUGCUCCUCAGGCCAAACAGAUCUGGAAGUGCCUGGCUGAGAACGCAGUCUUUCUUUGUGACCGAGAGGCCUGCUUCAAAUGGUACUCCAAGCUGAUGGGAGAUGAGCCAGACCUGGACCCGGACAUCAACAAGGACUUCUUUGAGAACAACGUUCUGCAGCUGGACCCGUCUCUGCUCACGGAGAACGGCAUGAAGUGCUUUGAGAGGUUCUUCAAGGCCGUCAACUGCAGGGAGGGCAAGCUGGUGGCCAAACGUAGGGCCUACAUGAUGGACGACCUGGAACUCAUAGGCCUGGACUACCUCUGGAGGGUCGUAAUUCAAGGGAGUGAUGACAUCGCCAGUCGAGCCAUAGACCUGCUGAAAGAGAUCUACACCAACCUCGGACCAAAACUACAAGUCAAUCAGGUAGAGAUCCACGAGGAUUUCAUCCAGUCAUGUUUCGACCGUCUGAAGGCGUCGUACGAUACGCUCUGUGUUCUGGAAGGGGACAAGGACAGCAUCAACUGUGCCCGGCAGGAGGCCAUCCGCAUGGUCCGCGUGCUCACUGUGCUCAAGGAGUACAUCAACGAGUGUGACAGCGACUACCAUGAGGAGAGGACCAUACUGCCCAUGUCCAGGGCGUUUCGGGGGAAGCACAUCACGUUGAUCGUGCGUUUCCCUAACCAAGGCCGUCAGGUGGAUGACCUGGACAUCUGGUCUCACACCAACGACACCAUUGGCUCAGUGCGCCGCGGUAUCCUCACACGCAUCAAGGCCAACGCCACGCACACCAAGAUAGAGCUCUUCAUUGGCGGGGAGGUUGUUGACCCAGCCGACGACAGGAAGCUGAUUGGCCAGCUCAACCUGAAAGACAAAACGUUGAUCACAGCCAAGCUGACCCAGGUGAGUGCCAACAUGCCUUCCAGCCCAGACAGCUCCUCGGACUCUUCCACUGGCUCACCGGGUAACCAUGGCAACCACUUCAGCGAAGGGCCCAACCCCGAGGUGGAGAGCUGCCUCCCUGGAGUGAUCAUGUCUCUCCACCUGCGCUACGUCUCCUUCCUGUGGCAGGUAGCAGACCUGGGCUGUAGCCCCAACAUGCCUCUGCUACGAGACGGAGCCAGAGUACUGAUGAAGCUGAUGCCUCCAGAUAACAGUACCGUGGAGAGCCUGCGUGGUGUAUGUCUGGACCAUGCCAAGCUGGGAGAGAACGGCCUCAGCCCAACACUGGACUCACGCUUCUUUGGCCCCUCGCCAUCACAAGUCCUCUACCUCAUAGAGGUGGUGUAUGCCCUGCUCAUGCCAGCCAGCUCCACAUUGGGUGAGGACGCCAGCGACUUCCAGUACAACUUCCUGAAGAGUGGCGGGCUACCGCUGGUACUGAGCAUGCUCACGCGGAACAACUUCCUGCCGUCGGCCGACAUGGAGACGCGGCGAGGGGCGUACCUCAACGCUCUUAAGAUCGGCAAACUGCUGCUCACCGCUGUUGGGUUCGGACACGUCAAAGCUGUGGCCGAGGCCUGCCAGCCCAACGCUGAGGGGACCACACCCGUCUCACCGAUUAACCAGGCCACUCACGACCAGGCUUUGGUCCUCCAGAGUGCCCUGCAGAACCUCCCCAACCCUGCCUCUGAGUGCAUGCUCCGCAAUGUAGCUAUACGCCUGGCCCAACAGAUCUCUGACGAGAACUUCUUCCAGGCGUCGAAGUAUAUCCCUGAGAUCUGUGUGAUCCGGGCGGUGCAGAAGAUAGCAUGGGCUUCAGGCUGUGGCACCAUACAGUUGGUCUUCAGCUCCAAUGAAGAGAUCAGCAAAAUCUAUGAGAAGACGAACGUGGUUAAGGAGCCGGACGGGGAGGAUGAGCAGGUGUGCUGUGAGGCCCUGGAGGUCAUGACCCUGUGUUUUGCCCUGCUGCCCACCGCUCUGGACACACUCAGUAAGGAGAAGGCCUGGCAGACCUUCAUCAUAGACCUGCUACUGCACUGUCACAGCAAGUCAGUUCGUCAGAUGGCCCAGGAGCAGUUCUUCCUUAUGGCCACCAGGUGCUGCAUGGGCCACCGACCCCUCCUCUUCUUCAUCACCCUCCUCUUCACUGUGAUGGGGAGCACAGCUAAAGAGCGGGCCAAGCAUGCUGGGGACUACUUCACCCUGCUCAGGCACCUCCUGAACUACGCCUACAACAGCAACAUCAACCUGCCCAACGCAGAGGUGUUGCUCAACAACGAGAUCGACUGGCUGAAGAAGAUCAGGGAUGAGGUGAAGAGGACAGGGGAGACGGGCGUUGAGGAGACCAUCCUGGAGGGACACAUCGGAGUUACCAAGGAGUUGCUGGCCUUCCAGACACCAGAGAAGAAGUACUACAUUGGCUGUGAGAAUGGAGGGGCCAACCUCAUCAAGGAGUUGAUGGACGACUUCAUCUUCCCAGCGUCUAACGUGUACCUGCAGUACAUGAAGAGUGGGGAGUUCCCUAUGGAGCAGGCCAUCCCUGUCUGUAGCAGCCCCGCUUCCAUCAACGCAGGCUUCGAGCUGCUGGUGGCUCUGUCAGUGAGCUGUGUCCGGAACCUCAAGCAGAUCGUCAACAUGCUCACUGACAUGUACUACCUAGGUUGUGAGGCUCUGACAGAGUGGGAGUAUCUCCCUCCGGUGGGGCCGCGGCCCACUAAAGGCUUUGUGGGGCUGAAGAACGCCGGGGCCACCUGCUACAUGAACUCAGUCAUCCAGCAGCUUUACAUGAUCCCUCCCAUCCGCGACGGAAUCCUGGCCAUCGAGGGCACCGGCACCGACGUGGACGAUGACAUGUCCGGCGACGAGAAGCAGGAGAGCGAGAGUAACGCAGACCCGCGGGAUGAGGUGUUUAGCUAUAACCACCAGUUUGACGACAAGCCGUCGCUCAGUAAGUCGGAGGACAGGAAGGAGUACAACAUUGGGGUGCUGCGCCACCUACAGGUCAUCUUUGGUCACCUGGCCUCCUCCAGACUGCAGUACUACGUACCCCGGGGCUUCUGGAAACAGUUCAGGUUAUGGGGUGAGCCGGUGAACCUGCGAGAGCAGCACGAUGCCCUGGAGUUCUUCAACUCCCUAGUGGACAGUCUGGACGAGGCUCUGAAGGCCCUGGGUCACCCGGCCAUGCUUAGCAAGGUGCUGGGGGGAUCCUUCGCCGACCAGAAGAUCUGCCAGGGGUGCCCACAUAGAUAUGAGUGUGAGGAGUCGUUCACCACUCUGAAUGUAGACAUCAGGAACCACCAGAACCUGUUGGACUCUAUGGAGCAGUAUGUUAAAGGAGACCUGCUGGAGGGAGCCAACGCAUACCACUGUGAGAAGUGCAACAAGAAGGUGGACACAGUGAAGCGUCUGCUGAUCAAGAAGCUUCCCCCAGUGCUGGCCAUCCAGCUGAAGAGGUUUGACUACGACUGGGAGAGGGAGUGUGCCAUCAAGUUCAACGACUACUUUGAGUUCCCCAGGGAGCUGGACAUGGAGCCCUACACUGUAGCCGGGGUGGCCAAGCUGGAGGGGGACGACGUCAACCCAGAGAACCAGGUGAUCCAGCAGAACGAGCCCUCUGAUCCAGAGCCCCCGGGCAGCUCCAAGUACCGCCUGGUGGGGGUGCUGGUCCACUCAGGCCAGGCCAGCGGCGGACACUACUACUCCUACAUCACGCAGAGGAACGUGGGCGUGGCCGACGGCGAGCGGAACCGCUGGUAUAAGUUUGACGACGGCGACGUGACUGAGUGCAAGAUGGACGACGAGGAGGAGAUGAAGAACCAGUGCUUCGGAGGGGAGUACAUGGGAGAGGUGUUUGACCACAUGAUGAAGAGGAUGUCCUACCGGCGCCAGAAACGCUGGUGGAAUGCCUACAUCCUCUUCUACGAACGCAUGGACUCAUUGGACAAGGACAGUGAGCUGGUCAAGUACAUCCAGGAGCUGACCAUCUCGUCCUCGUCCAACAACAAGCCGUCGCACCAGGUCAAGAUGCCCAACGUGAUCGAGUGCAGCGUGCGCAAGCAGAACGUGCAGUUCAUGCACAACCGUAUGCAAUACAGCCUGGAGUAUUUCCAGUUUGUUAAGAAACUUCUGACCUGUAACAGUGUCUAUUUAAACCCUCCGCCAGGACAAGACCAUCUACUGCCCGAUGCAGAAGAGAUGGCUAUGAUAAGUGUUCAGCUGGCUGCUAGGUUCCUCUUCAGCACUGGUUUCCACACCAAGAAAGUAGUGAGGGGGGCCGCCAGUGACUGGUAUGAUGCGCUGUGUGUCCUGCUGAGACACAGUAAGAAUGUACGCUACUGGUUUGCACACAACAUCCUGUUUGCCUAUGCCAACCGCUUCUCCGAGUACCUGCUGGAGUGCCCCAGCGCUGAGGUCCGGGGCGCGUUCGCCAAACUCAUCGUCUUCAUCGCACACUUCUCCCUUCAAGACGGACCCUGCCCCGCGCCCACAGCAUCCCCUGCCGGCGCCUCCACCCAAUCACAGGCGUGUGAUAACCUGCGUCUCAGUGACCAUCUGUUGAGGGCUGUGUUGAACCUCCUCAGGAGAGAGGUGUCAGAGCAUGGCCGACACCUGCAGCAGUACUUCAACCUCUUCGUCAUGUAUGCCAACCUAGGGCUGGCAGAGAAGACUCAGUUGUUGAAGCUGAGUGUCCCAGCUACCUUCAUGCUGGUGGCUCUAGACGAGGGACCCGGUCCUCCCAUCAAGUACCAGUAUGCAGAGCUGGGGAAACUCUACACCGUGGUCUCCCAGCUGGUGCGCUGCUGUGAUGUGGCCGCACGCAUGCAGUCAUCCAUCAAUGGUAACCCCCCUCUCCCUAACCCGUACGGCGAUGCCAACCAGACCACCCCGGUGAUGCCUGUGCAGCAGCUGGUGGGAGAGAUCCUUUUUGUUAGGACCAGCUACGUGAAGAAGAUCAUCGAGGACUGCAGCAACUCAGAGGAGACAGUCAAGCUGCUGCGUUUCAGCUGCUGGGAAAACCCCCAGUUCUCCUCUACUGUGCUAUCAGAGCUGCUCUGGCAGGUGGCGUACUCCUACACCUACGAGCUGAGGCCUUACCUGGACCUGCUGCUGCAGAUCCUGCUCAUCGAGGACUCCUGGCAGACACACAGGAUCCACAACGUGUUGAAGGGUAUACCAGACGACAGGGACGGCCUGUUUGACACCAUCCAGCGCUCCAAGAACCACUACCAGAAACGGGCCUACCAGUGUAUCAAGUGCAUGGUGGCCCUGUUCAGCAGCUGCUCUGUUGCCUACCAGAUCCUACAGAGUAACGGGGACCUGAAGCGUAAGUGGACCUGGGCGGUGGAGUGGCUGGGGGAUGAGCUGGAGAGGAGACCCUACACAGGGAACCCUCAGUACACCUACAACAACUGGUCUCCACCCGUCCAGAGCAACGAGACCUCCAACGGGUACUUCCUGGAGCGCUCGCACUCUGCACGUAUGACCCUGGCCAAGGCCUGCGAACUUUGCCCCGAGGAGUGUCACUUAACGAAGCCCGGUGAGGCCAUGUCUGAAGAAGAAGCUGCCAUGCGGAAAUCGUCCUCGCCACAGCAGCUUUUGCCAGGGGACGGGACAGGACCACAGCAACACACUGUAAGCCCCUGGCACCCUCUUCCACUCUGUCCCCUCUCUAGGUGUUCCAUACAGGGCGAUGUUAGUGGUGUCUGUUCACUAGCACAUUGACACAGGGAGAAUAGCCUGGGCAGUAGAACCAACACACAGACAGUCAGUCUGGAGCAUAGGAGCUGGACAAUAACAGAUAGCAGUGACAGGAUGGUCAUAUGUCCGCUCGGCUGUUUGCGUUCUGCUCCCGUUCUGCUCCCUAAAGUGAUUUUGUGAUGACAGUUGGUGAUUGGCGCAAAUGUUUUACUCGUCAUGGUCUUUGGGAAUAUAGCCCGCUGAAGACUCAUCCUUUCUCUUUAUUCAGUGACUGACAAAGCAGCCAACUCCAGGUUCCUACUUGGCAGCAGAUAUAGAGCUGAGGGGAUUCUAGUAUAGACAAUUUAAGAUCCCUUUGAUGUUCCAUAAUAUAGUCAACCCCACCAAAAUCCAACAUGUCAAUAUUAACGUUGCACCAUUAACCCCACCAAAAUUCCAACUGAACCGCAUACCGCAAACAUUUCCUCUUUCCAGUAGCCGUGUCCCAUUGGUUACCUAAAGCAGCACUGACUUCCUGGCUUCCCUUUAGUUCAGUUGGUCCUUAACCUAACCCUGUUUAUCCAAUCAAAACUGUUUGUUCCACCCCCCUAAAGCAAACAAACUAUGGUGACAGAACUGAUCUGAUGAUGAAGUGCUAGUGUUAUGUGUAGUGUACUUACUGGUGUGUUGAGACUAGGUCAGCCAUUUAAAUCGCAUGUGUUCAUAAUAUAUUUCUAGUCAACAGGACGAGGUCACGUCUUGUUAUUGAUCGUUUUAAUCGGAAACAUCACCUUGAAUAAUUAUAAUUGUAACUACCCGUAAAACCAAUUCUAUAUCUGGAGAGAAAGAACAGCUAGAUGUCUUAGGACCACUACGUUAUUUGACAAUAGGCAGCACCUACUUUACCCACAGGUUAUUGUAGGUUUACGAUAGAUUCAUGAUAACACAGCACUAUCUCCUCCACUUAGAAUAACACAACAAGCUGUCUUCUAGUUGGUCUGGUCACAUGUUGUAAUGUGUUCUAGAUGUUGUCAGUCUCUGUCUUUAUGAGCAGACCGACUCAUACAGAUACACGGCCAGUUGUCCCAGCACAAAGAUGCCAGUCUAAAAAGGUAACGUUGGCAUAACCAUCAUGGAUUGAACACACAAAGUAGAAAUCCCUCUGUUUUUCUCUGAACUGGAUAAAAACUGCAUUUCCAUCUAGUAUUAGCCCCAGCAAAUUAUCCCAUAUCAACCUUAUAAGAACGUAUAUGCCCCAGCAAAUUAUCCCAUAUCAACCUUAUAAGAAAGUAUAUGGCCCCGUCCCUUAGAUGUUACACUAUAUACACAAAAGUAUGUGGACACCCCUUUAAAAUAGUGGAAUUGGCUAUUUCAGCCACACUCGUUGCUGACAGGUGUAUACAAUCGAACAAACAGCCAUGCAACCUCUAUAGACAAUUAUUGGCCAAAGAAUGGUCUUACUGAAGAGCUCAGUGACUUUCAACGACAUAGGAUGGCACCUUUCCAACAAGUCAGUUCGUCAAAUUUCUGCCCUGCUAGAGCUGCCCAUGUUAAUUUGUAAAGGCUGUUAUUGUGAAGUGGAAACGUCUAGGAGCAAUAACGGCUCAGCCGCGAAGUGGUAGGCCACACAAGCUCACUGAACGGGACUGCCGAGUGCUAAAGUGCGUAAAAAGCGUCUGUCCUCGGUUUCAACACUGACUACCAAGUUCCAAACUGCCUCUGGAAGCAACAUCGGCACAAGAACUGUUCAUCUGGAGCUUCAUGAAAUGGGUUUCCGUGGCCGAGCAGCUGCACACAAGCCUAAGAUCACCAUGCGCAAUGCCAAGCGUCGGCUGGAGUGGUGUAAAGCUCGCCGCCAUUGGCUUAAGCGUUGGCUGGAGUAGUGGAAACGCGUUCUCUGGAGUGAUGAAUCACUCUUCACCAUCUAGUUUUGACGGAUGCCAAACUAACACUACCUGCCCAAAUGGCUGGUGCCUACUGUAAAGUUUGGUGGAGGAGGAAUAAUGGUCUGAUGUUUUUCAUGGUUUGGGAUCCUGAGUUCCAG
Messenger RNA from Oncorhynchus mykiss (rainbow trout), 10463 nucleotides. NCBI's taxonomy places the organism in Eukaryota, Metazoa, Chordata, Actinopteri, Salmoniformes, Salmonidae. The record is from RefSeq and is a predicted model, not a curated record.